Messenger RNA from Exophiala spinifera, 2037 nucleotides. RefSeq lists its product as uncharacterized. Lineage: Eukaryota; Fungi; Ascomycota; Eurotiomycetes; Chaetothyriales; Herpotrichiellaceae. Bases 1 to 2037 code for a protein of 678 amino acids. The record is from RefSeq and is a predicted model, not a curated record. The transcript has a single exon.
AUGCCUUCUCUAUCAAACAUCAAUUUCAGGCCCAGGCCCUCAAGCCCCAAGCGCAUUCAGCAGAAUGCCCAGUCAGACGACCAGUCGCUGGCUACUCUGCUUACGCGCGAUCAACGCGCUGAACUCAGUGUCUUGCUAGUCCACGUCACAGAGGUCAUGCGGAAAGACCUCAUCAAGGCCUUUGACGAGAAACCCAAGCCCAAACCGCCCGUUGAUACGGACAAGGGCAUUGAUCUGUCCAAGCUCAGCCUCGACGACGCAGGGGUCGCGAGCCAGGAUGCAGAGAUCGAAGCCAUGAAACGAGAACAGAUCGAAGCUGCCAGAUCCGAAGAAGAAGCUACCGUGUCAGCCACGCCUCAAAGCGAGGCUCUCAAGAAAUCCGCUCUAGAAUUCUUCGACCGUUGGUCUGAAAGCGUGAUCUUGAGGGUCGGGGAGGUCGUCAACUCCCGCGAAGAGCGAACUCCAGCCCCGCAACAACCUCACAAAAAUACCACUCCGCCAUCACAGGUCUACGUUCCCACUGAGAGAGAAAAGGCCGCCGACCAGCGACUGUCAGACAUAUACGCUCCAGUCCCCACGCCGUUGGCGGAUCUAAGUCACACAGAACGCUCGACGGUUCUCAACGCCAUCCUCCUCCUUCUUCUCAGUCUCGAAGCAUACCGUGCUCACUCACGGACGUUGAUGCUUCGACUCGCGGCGUCAUUGCACAUCUCCAGUGGCGAAGUGUCCAAAAUGGAGAAAGAUAUCGCUUACGGUCUUCUCGCGGCAGCGAGCAAGAUGGACGCCGGUGAUUCUGCGUCUGCCGCCCAGAAGGCCAACGCCACUGCACGGAAAUGGAAAGUCGGAAUAGCCAGCGUCGCAGGCGCCGCCUUGAUCGGCGUCACAGGUGGGCUGGCCGCUCCUCUGGUAGCCGCCGGAGUUGGAGGUUUGUUGGGGGGGCUGGGUCUCGGUGCGACCGCUGCCGCGGGGUAUCUGGGUGCACUAGCGAGUAGUGGUGUCCUUGUCGGUGGGCUGUUUGGGGCAUAUGGAGGCCGAAUGACAGGGCGCAUGAUGGACAAGUAUUCAAAGGAAAUUGAAGAUUUUGCCUUCAUUCCUAUCCGUGGCAACGUGGACGACAGUGAAGAGAAACUGCAAGAAAGACGGCGGUUGAGGGUCACAAUCGGCAUUACCGGCUGGCUGACGCAGGAAGACGAGGUGAAGAGUCCGUGGAAAGUACUGGGCGACGGCGGCGAAGCGUUCGCUUUGAGGUGGGAACUACAGGCGUUGAUGAAUCUUGGGAAUGCCUUGAAGAAUUUUGUCAGCAGUCAGGCGUGGAGCUAUCUCAAGAAGCAAAUCAUCAAGCGGACCCUGCUGGCGGGUCUGUAUUCGGCCAUGAUGGCGCCCCUGGCAAUACUCAAAGUUGCGAAACUGGUCGACAGCCCAUUCGGGAUUGCCAAGUUGAGGGCUAUGAAGGCCGGAGAGGUGCUUGCUGAUGCGCUGAUCAACAAGGCCCAAGGAGAGAGGCCGGUCAGUCUGGUGGGCCAUUCUUUGGGAGCCAGAGUCAUCUAUUCCUGUCUGUUGGCACUGGCCCGGAGGCAAGCGUUCGGCCUGGUCGACAGUGUCGUCGUGAUGGGUGCGCCGGUGCCAAGCGACGACCACGUCUGGCGGUCGAUGAGGAGCGUGGUCAGUGGACGACUGAUAAACGUGUACUCGACCAACGACUACAUUCUCGCCUUCAUGUAUCGGACCAGUAGCGCACAGCUUGGUAUUGCUGGACUGCAAGAAAUCAACGUGUACGGCGUGGAGAAUUUCGACGUCAGCGACGAAGUCACCGGCCAUUUGAAGUAUCAGAACAUGGUGGGCAAGAUAUUGACCGAAGUCGGCUGGACCGACAUCGACGAAGAAGCGCUGGCAAAGGAGGAGAUCAUUCUAGAGCAGGUCGAGGAACAGGAGAAGCGGCGGGAAGAAGAGGAGAAAGAAAAUGAACGGAAAGGGGAAGAGAACGAGGAGACCGAGACGCCACAACAGAAGCCUGCUCUUCCACCGAGACGGAAAUGA